Messenger RNA from Mytilus californianus (California mussel), 2512 nucleotides. RefSeq lists its product as uncharacterized. Bases 309 to 2411 code for a protein of 700 amino acids. The transcript has 16 exons. Lineage: Eukaryota; Metazoa; Mollusca; Bivalvia; Mytilida; Mytilidae. The record is from RefSeq and is a predicted model, not a curated record.
UAAGAGCACAGAUUUACUAAAUCACUACACGUUGUUUUAAUUGGAAUGUUUAACCCAGGCAUCAAUAGGGACGUCAUGUGCGUUAUGACGUUGUAAUAACUAGUAUUUUGUCCUGAGUUGUCCGUGUACUAUGUUGAUUAACUGCGCACGGAACAUUCUAUUAAGAAAUCUCUGAAGAAAUUAUUUAAGGAAAGAUUUUUUCUAAUACGAUGAAGAUCUUAUAGCGGUAAAAUGCAAUAGUAUAAAAAUUCAGAAAUGUUGACUUUGUUUAUUGUGAACUGCCUUGUAAAAAUUACAGCACUGAGAAGAUGACGACCGUUACUCUGUGGAAAAUUCUGCUUUUCUGUUAUAUCAUAGGAUGUGUCAAAUUAGACGUUUGUCUUUUUCCGGAGUUUCUACAAAGUGGAAGAAUAGACAGUGAGCUGCAACCUUGGAUAACUAGAUCCUGGUGGAUUAACAUAAGAGAUAAUCCUAGGAUGAAGGAACAACAUGAGAUAUAUGUUAAUGGAUCUGAUAUGCGAGUUGUUUAUAAAAAGGACGAAAUUAAUUGCGUACGUAAAAAUCGAAGAUUUACACCGUUCUCUAAAUCAGACCAAAAAGAAGAGUGUUCCAUGACUAAAAAACACCAUGAAAGAAAAUGUUUGUCGCCAGAAAAUAAUAAAUUCAGAAUAGCACAGUUUGAUGACGGAGGAAUUGUUUACGUCUGUAUGAGUUUUACCCUACGGAGUAACAACGUUAUACAGGUGACACAAGGAGCUUGGAGAAGCACCAAUGCACCAGAUUUAUGUGAGAAUAUGUAUGUUGAUGACUGGCCGUGGAUAGCUAGUUGGAAUCCGGAGCCAACAGUUUGUCCUGUAGCUGGUGGGUUUACUUUCCGGACGAAAAGUAGACUGACUAAUCAGGAUGUUUGUAAAGAUGAUUGGCGAAGGUCAAAAUUAGAAAUUGAAUGUCUUAAAGGUGAUGGUAUGGAUUUUUUUGCUCCAAAGGGGAGUAACUGCAAUCCGUUUUUAUCCCAGGGAGAAUGGAAGCGUCUGUAUUGUCUAGGAGGAUGGACUUAUGGAAAUCAUUCUUUUAUGAUCGCAGCUGGAGAUGAUUAUAAUCAUCACUUUUGUAUUAGGUUUCCUGCAAAGCCAUAUAAAGAAUUUGUAGCGUUGCUAUACUUUAGUCCAAUAUGUCCAAUACAUGAAGAUGGUCAGCCCUCAACAGGGAUUGAUUAUUAUGAGUUACAUUUAAACAGAACAGAUCGAGACGAAUGUGAAGACGAGAAUGAAAAGUUUUGCCAAAACCAUGCCCAGAAAGGAAUGUGUGAAAAAUCAAAUAACAGAUAUCUACCGCACUGCAGAAAAACGUGUGGUCUCUGUAAUAACAAAGAAAAUUUCUGGACAGAGGUCUCAUUCAGUGAGCUCGUCCGAGGAAAGUGGUUGUUGUUUGAAAACAAUAAGGAAGAAAAAGUGGUAAUAAAUCGAACUCAUAUUUAUUUCUCAAACCUGGGCCAUUUUGUAUGCUUAGAACGAGUAUCUCUUCCUGCGCAGUACUUAUAUAAAUUAGUGUCCAACUUUAAUAAUGGAUGCUCUACGAGGUACACUUGCAUUGAAUUGAAACGUCCACAUAACAAUAUUCUCCAGUUCCGAUUAGGUCGCAGUUUCCGAGAGGAUAAAAAUCAUAUUGAGAUGUGCAAUUUCAAAAAGGACACGUAUUCAGAUAGAAUCGAAAGCAGAUAUAGGAGUCCACAAAGGAGAAAUCUGUUACGAGAGGGAGAGCUAUGGGAAUCACCAUGUGGUCUUUCUGGAACCAUUCCAUUUGAAGCUGUUUUAGGAGGUCACAAAUGUACCGGCAAUGUUUCAGAUUGGAAUGCCUUCACAUGUACAUAUAACACACAUGUAAAGAUAACUACAGACAACUGCAUUGGAAUGAACAAAGAGAGAAAAUAUAAAUGUUUAGCUUUCCUUAAUGAUGAAUUUGAUUUGUCAGACAAAAUGUCUACUCAAAUGAUACUGACACAUGCAAUGGAUGAAACAAAUGAAUUUAUCUGCUGGGUGGUAACAACUUUUCCUGGUGAUGAUUUUGAAUAUCCGGAGACAAGGAUUUAUAAAAUGCCAAAUUUACAAUGUUCUUCCUUUGAAUUUGUCAAUCAACACCUCAUCAGGAAUAAAAAUAACUACUUUCAUUUGUUAUAUGAUAAAAAGUCAAAGGCUACAGUUUGUGAACCUGCAAUUAAUCCAACCCUAUCAAGACCUCAAAAUGAUGAAAAUAUAACAUAUAAAGUCAUAGAACAACCUGUUCCAUCAACUAAAACUAUAAAAAAUACAGUAAAACCGCCAACCUUUUCUCGAUCUCGUAGUGCUUCAUUACACAGUUAUAAAAUAGAUUUACUAUGUACUACUGUUUUCAUAUUCCUAUUGGUUCUGUAAAAUAAUCUUUAACCGUAUAAAUGCCGUCGAAAACACUCAGUUCAUUCAAAGUUAGAGGUUCAAAUACUGAAAUUACCAAACUCGAUGAUGUGGAUGAAGUU